Messenger RNA from Lymnaea stagnalis (great pond snail), 15070 nucleotides. Lineage: Eukaryota; Metazoa; Mollusca; Gastropoda; Lymnaeidae. The record is from the annotation of a GenBank genome assembly.
UGACAAUGUCAGUGUCUAAUUUUAGCUGUAACUCAGGUAUUUAGUCGAGCUCAUUUUAAAAAUAAAUAUUAUUUAUUUUAAAAAUAUCACAUAUCUGCGAAGUACAUAAACGCAAUAUUCGGUAUAUAUUUCGCUCUCUUGCAUUGACCUGCCUCAGUCCCCCCGUUAGCCGUUCAAUUUCAAUAGUCAAUUAGUUGUUAUUUAUUGUCAAUUGAAUUGUUAGUGUAGUUAAGUUUAAGUGAAAGUGUAGUGUAGUGUUCAAGAUUCUGAUUUUAAAAUUACAAAUUGAAUUUUGAAUACAUUGAAAUUUUAAUUUAUUAGUACCCGUUUUUAUUUUAUAUGAUCUACAAUAUGAAACUUGGCUAAUGAAAAGAGAUGUCGCCAUGUCAACAUGUCAACAUGAUGCAUAUAAAUUAUAAAGGAUAUAAAUAAUAAUAAUAUAAUUAUAUAACUAUACUAUAACCAAUUUAUCUAAAAAACAACCGGCUACCAAACAAAGGGCUACCAAACAUUGUAGAUGCAAAAAAAAACAACAAAUUUUGAACUUACCGCGGACACUGGAGCACAAUAAGACGACAGUGACGUAAUAUUUAAGCACACCUUUCUAUAUCCGCAUAAUUUUAAAGUACCCUAUACGAAAAUUAAUUUCUCUAUUUUUCAUUAAUAUUUCUAACAUUCUGACAUUUCCACACUCUCUGCAUGAAUUUUAAAAACAUAAAAUUUCAGUUUUAAAAUCAUAAAAUUUAAAUUUUCUUUUAAUCUUGUUAAUUAUUCACAUGAAAUCUUGUUCCAACCGGUUAUUAAAAUAUUUCUUCGCCGCCACCUCUUUCGACACUUCAUCCAAUAAAAUUUUUAAAAAAAUUAACAAAGGGGAAUGACUCCUGCACAAAUAUUAAAUAAACACGCAAAUAACGUCAUGGGUAAUAGUUCCAACAUCAGCCUUUAAUUUAUAUGGAAAAAACUUUGUUUUUAGGAGUUGUUUAAUAACUUUGACUUUAAUUGAAUUGAGAUAUGCAGAUUGACUGAGAUUGGAACUUGAUAGCACGAAACCAUGGCCAAGGCUCAAGUGCUUGUUCACCUCGAUAGUUGAGUUUUUGUUUUUAAAGAACCAGUCAAAAGAAACAAAAUUUUCAAAUUCCGCCCUUUGAUGACUAUCCCCUAGUUGACAGCUUGUUUUUUUUUCUACUUUGUUUCUUUUUUCGAACUUAUAUUUAUAUGUUUCAAUUAAACUGGGUCAGAAUAAAAGACUUAAUUUUAAACCCUAUAUACUCGCAUAUAAGCCUACAUCGCAUAUAAGCUGACCCCCUAAAACUGCUUUAAAAUGGCAAGUUUUUCAAAAACCCGCAUAUAAGCCUACCAUACAAUUGUCUAAUUUUACUCCAUAAUUUUGGUUCAUAGAAAUUUGUUACUGUAAAGAUGUAAAAUGCUUACUUUUAUGUUACAUACCAGUUUGUUUACCUUUUGGAAUGACACAAAAACAUUUUCUGCUCUUUCCACAUCAUACUCAGUAUAAUUAUCAGCUAUGCUUACAUUAAAUUCUUUGAAGUGACACCUCUGUGUAUAUAUAUGUGAAUAUAUACGGUACAUAGUAUAUAAUUUAAACAAUUCAAGUUCCAAAAUCUCAUAAUAAUGAGUAGUAAUUGAUAUAAAAAAUAAAACUAUGCCUGGCGUCUAUUGUGCAGAAAAUUCACCCACCCCUAUUCAGAGUAAUAGAGGCUGCCAGGAACAGACACGCACCACCUUUCCUACGGCACUGACUUUAUGUCAUAAGAUCAUAAGACAUGAACCUAUUUUAUAGACUUAGUUUAUUGUACGUCAUUCUCCUCCAAGUUGAAUUUCUCCUGAUAAUGAUAUAAGACCUGUGUGAAGGAUAAUUAAAUUUUAAAUCAAACAAGGAGAAAUGACAAAUGCUGAAAUUUCCCAUUUUGUUAGCUUCAAAAGUUUCCUAUUUUUUACACACUUGCGAAAGUUUUUACUGAAAUUUUCCGAAAGGUUAUUUUAGGUCAAUUUUGUACAGUUUGUCAGUAAAUUUAUGGACGGUUGUUAACCCUGCCCCCUUCAGACUUCUACUGUUUUCCUUGUUUUUCUUUUACUCCUAAUGAUUUUCAAAUUUAAAAAAAUAGAUAUAUAUUUGCUUCCAAAAAAAGAUUAAUUAAUUGAUUAGGCCUUACCUGCAAAUUCAAAAUAAGACUGUUUAAUUUAUUCUUCAUUACUGACAGUGCAUCUUAGAGUUAUACUUUUUUAAUGCAUAUUUUUUUGGUCUAAAAUAAUAUUUUUAUCUCAAGAGUUUGAGAUUGUUAUUUAAAAAAAGAGAUUUUGCAUCUACAAAACAGAUCAAACUAAGAAAUUCCCAAAAUGAACAAAGGAUGGCAAUGAUACUAGCAUGGCAACAGCUGCAAGCACAUCAGUUCUAUCAAAGGUCCUUGUCAAUGAACCAGAACAACUUUCUAUUGUUGUCAGAUUCAGUGGAAAUAAGAUUUACAAUGUAAAUAUCAGUAGCAAAGACACAAUCAGUGACCUGAAGAAGGCUGUGGCACAUAUAGCUAAUGUCUCUCCAAGGACACUGAAUCUCGUUUUAACUGGGCAGCUGCUCAAUGAUUCCACACUGUUACAGGUAAUUCAACAGUUUAUCUUAUUACCUUCAUUUUAGACAGUUAAAUUUUUCUUCUAGUUCUUCUCACCUGCAUGGGUGGGUUGUUGAAAUGGCUCAAUCCAGCUUUAUUUCAAUUUAUACAUUCAUAAUAAUUAAAAAUACUUCAUUUAGUAAAUUUCAACAAGCACAUCAUCAAGUAGUUUUAAAUAUAAGUAGAUCAAGCCAUCAUUUAGAGCACGGGGUCCUCAAAAUUCUUAAAAAGGGGUCCAGUUCACUGUACCUCAGACCUCGUUGGGACCGUACUAUAGUUUAAAAAAAAAAUAUUAAUGCAUUCCUAUGCAAACUGAGCAGAUCUUAUUUGCCAACAAAUAAAACAUUAAAAAAAUCAUUACAAUAUUUAGAAUGAAUGAAAAUUUUAAUCAACCUAACCUCAUCAGUGUAUCAAAUGGGACGUAUGAGGUGGUCUAUGUCCAGUUCCAGUUCUAGUCAUAAUAAGUGAUGCCUAUGUGCAUCUGUUGGUCUGGAUCUGGUUAGAGAUUUCAGAUGUUUCACUGUCUUUCUGGAAAUACUCUGUUCACAGAAAGAGGCUGCCAAAAAAAGGUGGCCAUUUUUAGUGCAUGAUUCCUGAGAUUAAGAUAUGUCUCCUAGGGAAGAGAUGUAUAGAAAUUAGUAAAGCUGCUUGACUUGAAUAUAUUAUCCUUGACUUGAAUGCAUCCACCAGAGAGUCACCAUUCUGUAGUUCAUCCAGUUCAAUUUUUACUAAAUUUGUAAAUUUCAGUUUCAACAUAAAAAUGGUUAGGAAUCGGCUGCAUGUCCUGUUCAUGGAGAUGUAGCUUUCUAACUCUAAUUUAAAACUAAUUAAUUUUGUUUUGGAAUGCAGCUGCUGUUGAUUUUUUUGCGGUAACAAGUUUUGAAUUAUGGAGAUUUUCCUCCUUCGCUUGGUUAAUGAGAUUUAAUUUUACUAAAAAUGCUUUCACAUGUAAAUUCAUAUUAUAGAUGAGCAUCCCAUUUCCUUGAAGUUGAGCAUUGCAACAUUGAGUAGCUCUGUUAUAUCUCUCAGAAAGGCAAGGGGACAUUUCCAUUCUGGAAAUAUAAUUUAAUAAUUGGGGGGGGGGGGGGAGGAGGAAAACAUUGCCUCUGGCCACUUUCUUGGCAAUUUCAUGUUACACAAAAAGGGUUUGAUAUCACUUAAAUUGAAGCACUUUCUUAAAAAGCCAAAAUCCGUUUUAUAGAUUUAAAUAAGUUGACAGGAAAACAAUUAAUAAUAAGUAGUAAAAUAUUUACACCUGAAAAUGGUGGGCUAUGAUGACAACAUGGACAAUUUUAUCUCCGUUCUCUAACUUCUAAGCAGGAGUUGUAUUAUUUUGUUUUUUUUAAGUCAUCCUUGAGCCGUUGCCUUAACAAAUAUGAAUGCUUGUAUAUGCUUCUUCUCCUCAUAAUACUAGUCACAUUGCAAAAGAGAGAAAAAAUGUUCUCAUUUGAUUAUUGAAAUCUUGCUAUUAAUCUCAUUACAUAUGUUUUAAAUCAAUUUAGGACUGUGGAUUAGGCAUCCACACCACUCUUCAUGCAUUCUGCUGGUCAGAUAACUUGGUGCACGAGUCCCCAGACAUUCCUGCUCAGAAACCACAGCUCUUUCAGGAAACAGACCACAAAGCACCUCAUGGUUACAACAGCAGGGAUGAGUCACAAGGAAACCAGAUUACAAGGGAUUGUCUUAGAGCAGCUGAAGAAACUUCCACUCCAGCUGGUGAAUCUGAUGUGGAUGGGAAUGAUUUUAUAUGGCUUCGGACACAAAGAGAAAUAUCAUCUAGAACAAGACCCCCAUCUUGUUACAGAAAUCUUAACACAAAUGGUAAACAUAAUAUUAAUAAGCUUUUGCAAACCUGCCAUGAAAAAAGACAAUUUUUCUUAAUUAAAAUAUAUACAUUUUUUAUGCUAUAGGGGCCUAAUUAAUUUUUAUAAAAUUAUUUUUUCACAACAUUGUCACAAGUUGUUCUUCUCAGCUUUAUAUCAGUUCCGUGCCCUUGGCUUUUUUCACAUUUCCCCAUCAGUAUUGCCAUCAUACAUAAUGUUCCAUAAAGUCUGCUUGUGAUCAUAGAUUAUUGUGUGUGGUAUUAAUUUACACUUCACGAACAAACGAUUAGAUCUAUAUUUUUUUAAUAUACAUUCUUAUAUAUAUAUAUAUAUGUGUGUGUGUGUAUAAAAUAAAUAUUGGCCUGAUACCUCUCUGACGUUAGUAUUAGUUUUAUAAUACAUAACUUAUUGACAUUUUACAAAAUUUAGCCUUUCAUAACAAUAACCUUUUUAACUUAAAAUUUUAGUUUGUUUUACUUUUAUGUCGUUAAAAUUUUAGCAUUUCUGUUUUUAAAGUUUCAUUUAUCCUUUACUAUAUUUUAGACAUCAGCCGUUUCUUUGUUUACUGCAAAAUAUGUGACUGUGUUCAGCCUGCCAAACUGCGGCUCAGCUGCAAAGACUGUGGCAGUGGAGCAUUCCUUGUUGACAGAGUAAGGUUUUUAGGAAGGGUCCUUCACCUGGAUUACACAGAUAAAAUUUGAGUCCUAAAUAGUCUUAAGGAAUCUAUUAAUGUUUAAUAAUGUUCACAAUCCUCAAACUAAAUUGAAAAUUCAGGAAUUCAAAGGUUUCUCCUGACUACCCACAGGGCUAUAAAAAAAAAUGUGUGCAUAUUAUUUAAGGUAGCAUCUAAAUAUAAAUGGAUGCAGGGCACAAUAUUAAUAAAUUUUGCUUUGUCCGCACUAAGCUCUUUAAAUAAAUAUUUUUGUUCUAGUUAUUGUGAUGCGAUGGAACAAUUUCACAGAAGUUACUUUUGCAAAUGAUCACAAUAUAAUUAAUUUUUAAUAAAAGAAAUUAUUACCUAAAAUAUAAAAUAGAAUGAUAGAUUCCUGACAAAUAUUUUUAUUAUGAUAUGUUUAUUUCCUGAUCUAUAAUCAUUGACAGGGUCCUUCCAACUGGAGAGAUAUAUCGGCCAACACAGAGAUCAUAGGUACUUGUAAGUCGGGCAGCUGUUCAGGUACUGUACCGGUGAGUGAUCCUCUGAUGUUCUCGUCUUAAUUAUUUUUAAUAGAUUUGUAUAAUCCUAUUAAGCGAAUUGGGGUGAUUAUUUAUUGCCCAAUAUAUGUAUAUACUAGAAGAUAUGACCCGGUGUUACUGGGAUUAUAAUGGAAGGCAUAUUGCGUUACUUUCUACCUGCUGUUAUUAAGUCUCAACAUCUAAAAAUCCAUUUUUUCAUGUAAGUAACUGCAUCUGGUUUUGAGUUUGAAAUAUUGUGUCCUAAAAAAAAAAAAAAAAAAAAAAAUUACAGCCAUUUUCCAAACCAUUGAAAUGUAAAUUUAGGAAAAAGUAAAUAAGUAAAUCAGACUUUCCUUGUUUUUAUAGAAGUAUCUAUGUUUAGAUGUUUACGUUUCUGACAUCACUUGAUUUUGAGAAAUGUUAUCUUCUCUAUAAUAUUGCCUGUCACGGUCAAAUCACAUGAUUUUUUCUGUGUCUGUUUUGAUGAUGUUAAGUGAGCGAUCAUGUUUUUUUAUUCCCCGUAUACCCCAUGACCGUGGUGGUGUGUCGGUGAGAAACCAUGUGAGGAUAGGAGUGCGGGGAAUGAUAGUAGUGUUAAGUGGACAGGGACGAGCGCAGUUGAUAGUUGUGUUGCGAGAGCGUGACAUUGCUGUGGAUGGAAGAGGAUUUAAUACAUUUUCGCAAGGAGUUGUAGAACUAUAUUUUGUUAUAGUAUGUGUAGGAUUUCUGGACACGUCUAUUUUAUUCUGAACACCAGAGAUUAUUUCUUAUGCCUUUUUCACUGUCAAGCUUAUGGAGCUAAUAAAUAAUAAGAAACCUGAAGCUUUGCAUCGUUUGUUUUGAUACUUGAAACAUUCAACACAUCAGCUCUGUGGGGGCUAGAAUGUCAUUCAGCACAUCAGCUCUGUAGGGGCUAGAAAGAAAGGUGUUCCAGACACAAAUUUUUAUGUGGUUAUUACGCACACCCGCACUUUUCCAUGAACUGUAUUUUGCGCAAAUUGGGAAAACUAAUAUUUUCUUAUUUUAAAGAAAAAUCUUAACCCAUUGUUGACGUCCCUGAAAUGUAUUUUUAGGAAAUGAAAAAAAUUUCCUUGCACAUCUUGGGAAAAUCUCUAUAUCCUUUUUUUUAAAGAAAAUCUUUUACAGUUUUUCCCUUUUCCAAAUUCAAUGAGUAUAACAAAUAUUUAUUUAUUUUAAAAUAUAAAACUUCUUUUUCUUUAGUGUAAUAUAUCAGAUAUAAUUAUCCAAAUACAAAUGUACACACCAUCUUUCCUAUCAGUAUAUUUAAGGAAUAGGGUUAUUAUUUUUAAAGUAAAAUACAUUCCAAAGAUAAAAUUUGUAACAUAAUCCUAGCCCUUGAAAUGUAAAAACAUAAAAUGAUAAAAUACAAAUUUCAAAAUUUUUUAAAACAAUUUUGAAAAAUAUUAUUGGAUCCACAUUUUCUUAUUUUAGUUAUUUUUUAACGUUAAGUUACAAUUUUUUACUUUAUACAUUUAUUAAAUUGCAAAUUUUUUUGAGUGAAGAAAGUACAACUUAUUUCAUGUUAAUGAUACAUAUCUUAAAUUUUGUGUCAAGUGUGCAAAGAAUAACUAGCUAUUAUAAUUAAGUUCUUAAAAGAUUAUUCUUAAUUUUGGUUCAAUGUGUUCAAACUAAAAUUUGAAUUUGAUAUUGUUUGAAGUAAUUUGAGCCAUUAUCAUAAAUUUUAAUCUAAUUUCACAAUUUUGAAAGACAGAUUUUCCGGUUUCCCGAUUAAUUUGCUUACUAAUUAAUAAUAGUGUUAAAAAGAUGAUCAUUGAUUUGUUUAUGAAAAAGAAUUUCAAUCUUCUUUUAUACAAUAUCUCAACUCUCAAAUUCAAAUAAAGUACUUAAAAUAAUUCUUUUGUUAUUAUAUUAAAUUUAUUUCUUAUUUAUUAUAAUAAAAAGGGAUUUGAUUUCCAUAACAUAAAAAGUGUUUUUAAGAAUCCCAAUUAGAUUUAGGAUUUUUAUCUUGAACACAAAUUUGCACGUUUUUGGGUGUAAUAAUGGGGAAAUUUGAUAAUGUUCCCUAUUUAACUCAAUGUUACAUGGGGACAUUAGCUUAUUCUAAUAGAUAUUCACAUAUUUUAUCUUAGAGGUUUUACCUGCGAUGCAAUGAAAAGCAUGAUGGGGAGGUUGAAGGAACAGCUGCAUUACUCAAACAUGUUCAGGCUAAUCACAAGAGAGUGGAGUGUAUUAUUUGCAGUGAUGUCAUGUGAGCAGUUACACUAGAGAUUUCUUAUGAAAAUUUUCAUUUAACUUUUAAUUUAACAAUAUAAAACGUUAAAUGAAAAAACACAUGUAUAGGAAGAAAUAAAUUGAAAAUACUAGAGUACAUGUAUAAUUUAUACAACAGUAAUCAUUAUUAAUAACAUGAAUGAAGUGAAUAAUUUGAGUUGCUAUUAAUUCUCCCCAACUCUCCAGGUCCCAUGUUCUAAUCUUCCCAUGUUCACCUGGGCACGUCAUAUGUUUGGAAUGUUUUAACCAGUAUGGCACAACCUGUCUUAAUGAAAGACGUUUUGUGGAACACCCUGUGCAUGGCUACACCUUACCCUGUCCUGGUGAGCAAUCAGCGUGGUGAAUAAUUUGUUGCUACUGUAAUUUAAAUCAGCUUUUGUUUGGUGUAAACUACAGAAAACACUUUUGUUUUCUUAGAUUGCUACGUAUUUUCAAAAAAGAAUAUUGACCGACAGACUUUUCAAACUUUCAGCUGAAUAUAACAUAGUUUAAAAUGUAACCGUAGUAAAUAUAUUCAUGUCAGAUUGUAAAGAAACCUGCACCAAGAAAUCCUGAUUAGCAAAACAAAAAGAACCCAAAAAUUACAAGAAUGCCAUUCCCAUUUAUUCCUGCAAGACUGGAGUCCUGGUUAUAUUCAAUGCUUGUUGGAAAAAUCCAAAAGGCUUGCAGUACACUUUCAAAACUCUGAGAAAAACAUGUAGGUUGGCAACUGAAAUGCCCAUGCAAUGAAGAAAUGUGUAAAUAGCCAACCAGUAGAUUCUGAACUCUGAAAGUGAUGCAGAACUCCAAAGGUAAAAGAAUAAAGGGAGAUAAUGGAACACUUGGAGAUGAUAAAAACAGGAAAUUAAUGGAGAAUGCAGACUGAUUCUGAGAUCAGUGAGGUUACUGUUUGUUGAUAUAGUUGGUGUAGUUUUGCUCACCUAGUUGCUUGUGUUGCUACUGGCCUCCUUUCAUAAUAUUGUUAUACAGUCAUUGAAGUCAGAUGCCAGUACCAGGUACAGCAAGUCCUUGGGGAUUCAACCUAUCUAUUAUCUUGACAUCGCCUAGCCAGUGAUUGAGCCUCUGACUUAGAGUGAAAAUCAUGCUGCUCAUUUCAGAACACUCAAUAAUCUCAGUGUUGGAGUAAUCUCAGUGUUGGUUAACUUCUCCUUCCAUCAAAUGCUCAUUAUAAUUGCUGUAGACUUUUUAGGUGGAAGCUGUUGAUUUUUUGCUAGUUGUUGGUGUAUGUGGUCCAACUGCUGUUGAGAUGUAUAAUUAGCAUACAUGUCUGUUUGACAUGCAGUUUUUGCCCUCAGCUUUGGUCAAGUAUUGUUCCAUGCCAGUAUUGCCAGUUUGUUUAAUUUGACUAUAGAUGCUGCAGCCGUUCACUUAUUCAUUUAUUGAGAGGGAGUUGGAGAUUUUAGAUCCAAUACAUGUGCAGUUGUUUACAGUAUUUAUAUAUUUUUGUACUUUCACUUCCGAAAGUUUUCAGCUGCAAACUCUAACAUAUAAAUAAAAUAAUUUCCUCAGCUGGAUGUCUUGACUCCCACAUAGAGGAAACCCACCAUUUCUUAUUACUGGGACAAGAAAAGGUGGGUUGGAUUUGGCACAUAUUAAGCUAUUAAAAGAAAAGAAAGAGAUGCAUGUAAUACACUUGAGUCUUUUAUUUCAUAUUUAAAUUGUUGAUAUAUUUAUGUUUAAAUAGGUCACCCUGUUGGUAAAUGACCAUGAACUUUGUCACAGGUUUCUCUUUACCUUUGUAACUUAUCAAUUAUAUGGAUGUAAAGUAAAGAUAACGCAGAAUGUAAACAUUGUUUUGCACUUGCCACUUUAAACUUUUCCAGGAUUGGUAGUGCAUCAAUUAAAUGUGUCUCUGACUUAAACAUAUAUAUUUGAAAGCUGUGGCAUUUUUAUUUCUUUUGGUUUUUUGAAUUACUUAAACGGCUACUCUUGGUCAAAGCGAAGAGAUAUUUUUAAUAUUCAAGGCUUGGCCGAUAUUGAGAAUAAAAAAAUACUGUUUUGAAUUCUGUAGACGGUGGUUCCCAAAGUGUAUGCCAAAGCUCUCUUUGUAGAGACGCCAUGAUAUAUUACACAAUUUCCAUAACUUUAUUUCUUUUAUUCUUAAUAUUUCGCCACUCCUAGUGAACCUGGUGUUUGAAAAAAAUUUUUUUUGCUGAAAAUGUAAAAAAAGUCUUCACAGAAGAAUAAAAACAUUUUUCUAAAUUGCAUUGGACUGCAAACAAAAGACUUCAACAAUGUUUCAUUUGAAGGGAUACAAUUUGUGUUAUAUAGUCCCAGGUACAGAUUGAUCGCUUCUUAUUUAGAAAUGUCUUUUGAGUAUAAACUUUGAUUAAUGCCUAAAUAAACUCUAUUGUUCACUAUGAACAUUUAUUAAUGCUUCUUAACUAAACUCUAUUGAUCAGAAGGAAUGUUUAUUAAUUCCUAACUUACCUCUUUAAUUCAGUGUGAAAUAUUACUAAUGCCUAACUAAACUCUUUUGUUCAGUAUGAGCGCUACAAAAAUUUUGGUGCAGAGGAGUAUGUUCUUCAAAAUGGAGGUAUGCUAUGUCCAGGUCCAGGGUGCGGAAUGGGUUUGUUUCCUUCAGGAGAGGGACGGCUCGUCAAAUGUCGGGAGUGCCGGGUAUGUUCAGUUAUAUUGGGUGCCAAAAAUAAAAUGGUUUCAGUUUCAAUGUUAAAAAAUACAAUAAUUAAUAAACUUCAUGUAACAGCUUUCUAGUUUUAGUUUUACGCAAGGUUAACUCAACAUUUCUAUGAACUGUUAUGAAUUUUUUUGGUAUCUGCUUUGUUAUUUAUAAUGUAUAAUAUGAUACAGCAAUGCAGCAAAUUUGUAAACACUUAAAUGUUAACAACUAAAAUCAAAAUGAAGGUUACAUUUUAUCAUACUGUUUAUCAUGCAUUAAAACUUAUCAUUAUGGACUCCAUUUAAAUUGAUCCUUUAAGUAAAAAUAAAUGGGCUAAAUUUAGUUAAAAAUCCAGUUGAACUGAACAUAGUUAAAAUUAAUUUAUUCUCAUUAAAAACAAGCUUGUAAACUGUUUCUUACAGCAUGAAUUUUGUAAAGACUGUAGAAGAGAAUUUCAUUUGGGAGGCUGUGAGAAUUUCCUGGAAUCAUUAAGCCUUGCAGUGUCUGUAAGUCUGAUGUUCUUAAACUUUAAUAUUAAACUCCUGCAGUUUGGUUUAUCUCCCUUACACCAUUUACUGUGUAAUAUCAAUUUUAUUAAUGAGCAUCUCAAUUUUAUUUGCAUAAAUGCCACUGUACAAAAAGUUAAAAAAACAAACUGUACAUAACAUCAUUUAAAAAAAUGAAAAUUCGAAAAAAAUAUACUUUAUAACUUUUUUUAUCAUUUAAUUAUCAAUUAAACACGUAAUUUUCAUGAAUUAUCUCCCUAGGGGGAUUUUUUUUUUGUUUUUUUUUUGGACCACGUAAUUAUUUUCUCGGAUUACAAUAAAGGGAACAAAUUUUUAUUAAAUUCAAAAUAAUUAUACCGUGACGAUAACUAAAAGUAAAAGAUAGUAUCUGAUAACUAGUUACUAGAGUUAGUGAUAGGCUAUUUGUGAUAAGUUACAUACUUUUAAAAUACUUAAUGGUCAUUUUGGUAGCUUGAACAAGUUUUUUUAACAGUUUCCAUUAAUCCUGAAUCAAAGCACUGAUUGUAAUGCCAAGUAUAGAAUCCAAAUAUGUAUCAGUGAGCUGAGUCCUGUACUUGGAUUCAGUGAUGUUCAUGCUUGCUCACAGAUGUAAGUUGAGUCAUAUAGGAACAAUAAUUUUCAGGGGAAUAUGUUUUAUGUUUAGAAACUUAUCAGCUUUAAGUGAUGCAUAAUUUAAAAAAAAAAAAUUCAUGUCUUUUAAUCUCUCUUUGAUAAUUUUGUCAGUCUGCAAGUCUAUGCAUUCCAGCUGCAGACCAAUAGUAGCUAUGUUAAUACCCCAUGGCUCGGUGAUAGAAACAAACAGAACAUCAUAAACAGUUUAUUGUUCUUAAGAUCUUACGGGCAGUAAACUAAACUGGCAAGUGUAGUGGCUUCUCAAAUGGAUGACCACGAGACCACUUAGCAAAAAAUGUUUGUUCAGGUUUUAACUCACCCUCCAAGUCAUCAGUUUUGUGCAUUAAUUUGUUCUCAUUCAAAUUAAUUCUGAAAUUGCCUAAAUGCUUAGUCUGAAAAUAGAGACUGAGGUAACAUAAUUUGAAAACGACCUAGACUCCCGACAUAUUACAUUCAAAACAUUGGUUUAAAUUUAAGUCAAAAUAUACAGAGAUGUUUAGUCUUUGUUGGAAGUCUGACUCUCAUCUUCAAUUUUUAUUAAUUUUUGUAUUUUUAUUUUGGAGCACAUUUUCAACAUUUUUACCUUAACAUAAUUAAUAAUAUUUCGUAAUAUUAGGUAAUUUAAACAACAAAAGAGUGAAACUUAAAAAUUUUUCAGCAUAUGUCCAGACAAAGGGUCAUCAAUAAUUCUAAUACAGAUAGUUAUAUCGCAGGGAUGUACUGAGACACUGAGCUUGGACAUAAUGUGCUUGUAAUUUUAGCAGCUUUAUUCCAACACUUAUGAAAUCACUGGACAAGCUUGCUCUGUCAGAUUUUUCAGAGAAUUGAGGAUCUAACUUAAUAUACAUAAUUAAACAUGGGUUUCGAUAAUUCACUAAGAGUUCUGUUCGAAAAUAAGCAGUGGAAUCAUUUAAACAAAAAUUGUUGUUAUUAUUAUUAUUACAGUUAGAAAAUUGUAUUUUUAAAAUAUUAUUAUUACAGUUAGAAAAUUGUACACUGUUGUUAUUAAUUUUCAAGGCAUUUUUUAGAUCAUUUGAAUCAUUUGAAAACUAAAAAAAUUUCUGGCAAUACAUUAUUGUAUUUCCCAGAUGGUCUCGUGGGCCACAUUAAACUUUUCAUUGGGCUGCAUGUGGCCUGCAAGCCACAGUUUUUCCAUCCCUGACAUAGAUGAUGAAUUUGAUAGAAAUUUAGAUGUAAUCAGACAUAUUCUUCAGUUAACCAUGCUAGGUGUAGUAAUAUAGACUCUUGAAUUUAAAUUAAUGAAGUGCAAUACAUUUCGUCCAUCUUAAAAAAAGUUAUUAAGUCAAUUUAUAACCUUAUUUUUCACUGUACAGGGGGCAAAAUUCAUGUGGAUAGCUUAUUUGUUUUUAUUAGACCAUAGUGCUAUGUGGAUAUAAAGUUUUAAUUGGAAGCAGUAAUAAGAAUUACACAAACUGAUUUUUAAUCAUGGUUUAGGGCAGACUACUUGAACAACACUAUAGUAUUAAUAAUUGGUCUCAACAAAACCGUGCUCAGUUUCUAAAUUUAGAUGGCUUAGCAAUCCCAGACAUUUAGGCCAAACGUAAUUCCGUACAGACCAAAAGCUUUUCAGCUUCCUGUCGACCAACAUUGAAUAUAUUUCACUGCUGGUUUUGAUUUUCAAACGUGUGUUAUCACUAUCAUGUGCUCUUGACUUAAAAACAGCUGAAAACAUCUUAUGAAAUAAUAUGAAGCCCGUUGUUUGCAUCUGCAGGAUCUGAGAAUCAAUGAUGAAAGAGCAGUCAGAGCAACAUGGGAGCAAGAAGCACAAAGCUUGAUAGAUGAAACAACCAAGUCUUGUCCAGGGUGUCAAACCAAGACAGAAAGGAGUGGUCAGUGUCCUGUAAAUACUCUGUUAAAACGUAUUUCUCUACUCUCAUGUAGCGACACUGGAAUUCCAUCAGUUAGUUAGCACUGGCAUUUCAAGUUUAUAUAUAACUUAUUAAAUGGAGGAGAAAAAAAAGAAAGAUACAGAGUGAUCAUUUUUCUAAAAGAAGUGAUUUAAAUCUAUAACAUUUAAAAGCAAUAGAAAUUAUAAUAAAAACUUGGACAUAAGUGAAUUAGAUCCACUUCUGUAAUCUUUAUAUAUAUAUAUAUCUUCAUUAACUUCAGGUGGUUGCAUGCACAUGAUCUGCAGCAGAUGUCAAACUGAGUGGUGCUGGAUUUGUGUAAAAAAAUGGAAUCGGGAUUGUAUGGCUGAUCACUGGUUUGGAACUUAACUGAAGUCAAGACUUUAAAAGUCUAUGAGAUUGCUGUGUGAUAUUUAACAGGUCUGUUUACCCUACCCUUGUGUUGUCAUCUUUACUAAACACUGGCUGACAUAACAAAAGGUACAGUCAUGGUCAGUGCUAGAUCAUUAUUUUAAGUUCUUCUACUUGUCAUAUACUCAACUAUAUCAAUCAGAUAGUUGCAUAAAUUUGCUCUUCUUGCAAUCAGAGUUAAUUAGCAAGUCUCUUCACUAAUUGGAUGUGUGUAUAUGGUCAAAAGAUUUUUUAAAAUUUCUCUAGUGUCACUGAUUUCUGUGUUCCUCAUAAAUGACUUAAGUUUUUUCAUAAAAUGAGUGCCAAGUAAUGCAUCCUUACAUCUCUUAAUUUAAAAGUGCCUUUAGUGACAUGUCUUUCAUGAUAUUAAAUAUGUGCAUGACAUUCUGGCAGAAUGAGUAUGAUUUUGUCUCGCAUAAGAUAUUGAUACAGCAUGAAUGACAUUAGUUGAAAUGUCUUUAACAUAUUAAUAUUUGAGAAUAUGUUUGACAUAUAAUUGUUUGAAAUGCUUUGUCAAAUAAUUUAGAAGAAUGUAACCAAUAACAUUUUUGAAAUUUUUGGUGGUAAGAAUGUAAUUGAUAACAGUAUAUUACAUAUUAAUUAAGAGAAUUUAACUGUUACAAUAUUAGAACAUAUCUAAAUUGUUAACACCCUUCUGUAUAUUACAACUGACCUAUGGAUAACUGAUCAAUGUCAUAAAAAUAUAUCAAUAUAUUGAUUUUUUAAUGGAAUAAAAUUUUUUGAAUCUAGUCACAUCUAGACUGAUUCAUUUUUAAAAUUUUUAUUAAGUAUUCCCUUUUCUCACUUUGUUUCUUCAAUUUUAGAAAAAUGUUAACACAACUAAAAGUGUCUAAUUACAAGCACUCAGAAUAUAUAGAGGAAACACUUAGUUAAUAAAUGAUAUUGGGAGAACUUCAUAUGUACAUUUAAAAACUGAGGGUGUCAUAACACUGCUAAAACAAUCCUUGACUAAGAGCAACAACUAUGUGUCUUGAUGUUAUUCUGGGAUCAACACACUGAUAGACAGACAUGAAAGCAACAACUAUGUGUCUUGAUGUUAUACUGGGAUCAACACACUGAUAGACAGACAUUGAAAGCAACAAUUUUUAAAAAUAAUAAUUUUUAUCUUUUUUUUUUAAAAUCAUGAAUGGUUCAAUUU